Anopheles stephensi (Asian malaria mosquito) is the source of this 777-nucleotide messenger RNA. Its product is annotated as nucleoside-triphosphatase THEP1. Gene Ontology annotation, molecular function: ATP hydrolysis activity. The record is from RefSeq and is a predicted model, not a curated record. NCBI's taxonomy places the organism in Eukaryota, Metazoa, Arthropoda, Insecta, Diptera, Culicidae. Bases 125 to 694 code for a protein of 189 amino acids. The transcript is spliced from 3 exons.
UCACCUUGACACAAACAGCCGAAUGAAGUAGGCAGAGCGGGAAAAUUGCUGUUGAUAUUUUGUUCGUCCUUUGUGUGGUCGCGUGUAUUUGUACUUGGAAGAACCACAUCGCGCCACACUUGAAAUGAGCCUCAUUCUGGUGACCGGUAUGCCGGGAGUCGGCAAAACGACCAUAAUGCGUAAGCUAAGCGUUGAGCUGGCGAAGCAGAACGUCCCGGUGGCCGGAUUUUACACGGAAGAGGUGCGCGACGCGAAAUCCGGCGAACGAACCGGGUUCGAUGUGGUAACGUUCGACGGGCAACGAGCACCGCUUGCAAGAAUCUCAGCCGGCUGCACAACCACUACCCGGAAUCCUCCGACCGUUGGGCGUUAUGCGGUUUGUUUGGAAGAGUUCGAACGGCUCGCUAUUCCGGCGCUGGAUAGGCGAGGCACCGCGAUACUGCUGCUGGACGAGAUUGGACGAAUGGAGCUUAAAUCGCGCCGCUUCCAGGAGCGCAUGAACGCGAUCGUGAAGGAGGUGGAAAGCGGAAGCUUACGCUUCGUUGCUACUGUGCCGCUCAAAUCGGCAGGCAUCGACGUGAUUGAGCGCCUGAAGCGAAUUGCCAGCUGCCAGCUGUUCCACGUGAAACCAUCCAAUCGGGAUGAAAUGUACGGCGAUGUAAAGGACGCUUUGCUUCGUUUAAUUGCUUCCUGAUCCUUUUUUUUCAGUAAGGUGAGUCUGACGGUUCCGCUAUUUACGUGUAUUUCGUAUAAAUAAAAAAAAAAAACUUAAUCGUA